Messenger RNA from Gracilinanus agilis (Agile Gracile Mouse Opossum), 4305 nucleotides. Its product is annotated as NACHT, LRR and PYD domains-containing protein 14-like. Gene Ontology annotation, biological process: regulation of inflammatory response. Bases 1 to 4089 code for a protein of 1362 amino acids. Gene Ontology annotation, cellular component: cytoplasm. Gene Ontology annotation, molecular function: protein binding. The transcript has 17 exons. Lineage: Eukaryota; Metazoa; Chordata; Mammalia; Didelphimorphia; Didelphidae. The record is from RefSeq and is a predicted model, not a curated record.
AUGCCGGAGAUCCGCGGGGAAAAGGCUACAACGAGUCACCAUCACCCGAAAUGGGCUGCUGCUGCUGCUUGUUCCCAUCGCCCUCUGGCUUACCUCCCAGUAGCAGCCCUGCUAGAAUACCCUCGACUUCAACGCAACAAAGCUCGUCGUGAGGAAUUACUAAUAUACGAUCCGUGCUCCUCCGCGCCCUCUUUCCUCCUGCCAGUGGACGGAGUGGGCGCCGCGCGGGGGCUUUCGGGAAAUGUAGUCUUCGGAUGGCGGCCCGGAGGCGCCGAGCGCUUGUGCUCCGGCUUCCGCGGUUUCGCCCCAAGGUGCCUGGAAGCCCUCGGGGCCCGGGAACCUGCAGUAGCCUUGGGUAAGCGGACCCCCUCCCCUCCGCCCCCCACAGCGGGUUCUAUGGGCCGGGACCUGGGGGUAGCCAUGACCGAGGGGGAGCUUCGUGAGGAAUUACUAAUAUACGAUCCGUGCUCCUCCGCGCCCUCUUUCCUCCUGCCAGUGGACGGAGUGGGCGCCGCGCGGGGGCUUUCGGGAAAUGUAGUCUUCGGAUGGCGGCCCGGAGGCGCCGAGCGCUUGUGCUCCGGCUUCCGCGGUUUCGCCCCAAGGUGCCUGGAAGCCCUCGGGGCCCGGGAACCUGCAGUAGCCUUGGGUAAGCGGACCCCCUCCCCUCCGCCCCCCACAGCGGGUUCUAUGGGCCGGGACCUGGGGGUAGCCAUGACCGAGGGGGAGCUGCCCCUUGGAGAACUUGGGGAGCCGCCUCCCACAGAGCUGAGCCCCCAGAAGCUGCGGGAACAUGGACCAGCAGGAGAGCAGUACGUGGGAGCCCCCUCCACCCCCCAGGGGCUGCCUUCUGCCCCUAGUCCGAGGGAAUGGGCCCCUCCAGGCAGCGGCUCUUCCCCCAGCCCUGCUCUUCCCUCCCCAGGUGCUGUGGAGUCCCUGCACCCCUAUUUUGUGUUCAGGCCACAGAGACCGGAGCUGGGAAUAUGUUGGGACCCACUGGACCCUCCUCGGGGGUCCCCAGAGGCUGCCCAGACAUGGGGCCCGGGGGGAACCGGCCCAGGAGAGGACAGAGAUGGUGAAGCGGAGGAGGACUCGGAUGACCAGAGGCGGUACCGAGCCUGGACGGCAGGAAGGUUCUGUUCCUUGAGGGCCGGAGACCCAUGGCCCGGAGCGCCCGAGAACUUCCUGUUCGGGCCCGUGACUCUGCAGUUCCACCGCAGCUGCGCCAAGGUCAGGGUGGUCGUGGGAGGGGAAGGCCCGGAGCGCCCACCCAGCGAAGGGCCUCCGGCCACCGGGGCCCCCGAGCGGGCCGGCCAUCUGGCGGCGCUGUUCCAGCCCGACGAGAGGACCAAGAGGCGGCCCAACACCGUGAUCCUGCAGGGGGCCGUGGGCAUCGGCAAGACCGUGCUGGCCCGGAAACUGGUGCUGGACUGGGCCCGGGGGCGCCCCCGCCAGGACGCCUUUCGGUACGUCUUCUACUUCAACGCCGGGGAUCUGGACGGGCCGGCCGACAGGAGCCUGGCCGAGCUGGUGGCCGGCGAGUGGCCCGAUCCGCAGGCGCCCGUCUCCGAGAUUCUGUCACGACCCCGGAGGCUCCUGUUCGUCGUGGACGGUCUGGAGGAUCUGAAGCCCUUCUUGGACGGGCCCGAGGCCGAGCUGUGCCGGGCCUGGGGGGAGCCCCGGCCCCUGGGCCGCCUGCUGCAGGCUCUGCUCAGGAAAGCCCUGCUGCCCGAGGCCCGGCUGCUCGUGGUGGUGCGGCCCUCGGGCUGGGCCCGCCUGGCCCCCUGGCUGGGCUGCCCCCGGCUCGUGGAGGUCCUGGGGCUGUCCGCGGCCGACCGCGACGACUACUUCUACAGGUUCUUUGGGGACCCGGCCAGGGCGCGGGCCGCCCUGGCCGUCGUGCAGGACAACGAGACGCUGACCUCCCUGUGCCACGCGCCUCUGGUGUGCUGGGUGGUCUGCACGGGCCUGAAGCGGCGGCUGGACGGCGGUGACGACCUGCGCCGAGGCCCCCUCACCGCCACCAGCCUCUUCGUGUCCUACGUGGCCGGGCUCUUCCGCGGCCGGCCCGCGCCCCGCGAGCUCCAGCUGUGGGGCCUGUGCCGCCUGGCCGCCGAGGGCGUGCUGGCCCACGCCACCCGCUUCGGCCGCGGCGACCUGGAGCGGCUGGGGCUGGCCGAGGCCGACCUGGAGCCCUUCGUGGCCUCCCGCCUCCUCCUCCCGAGGCCCGGCGGAGGCUUCACCUUCCUCCACUUGACCCUGCAGGAGUUCCUGGCCGCCCUGUACAGCGCCAUGGAGGUGACCCGCUGGCCCGGCCUGGCGCCCUCUUCGCAGGACCUCACCACGGAGCUGGAGAAGAUCUCGGGGGAGAACACGAGCUUCGUGGGCACGGCCGUGCACUUCCUCUUCGGCCUUCUGAACCCCGAGUGCGCCGGGCCCGUGGAGGAGGGGCUGGGCUGCCGGCUGGCCCCCCAGCUGCGGCGGGACCUGCUGCUCUGGGCCGCCGUGGUCAGCGCCACCCCCCCCCACAGCCACUCCCUGCACCAGUUCUUCCUGAGCCUCUACGAGGCCCAGGACGCCGCCUUCCUGACGCAGGUCAUGGACCACUUCCAGGACCUGCGGCUCGGCCUGCGCGGCAAGGCCGACCUGCUCGUGUCCUCCUUCUGCUUGCGCCACUGCCGCCGCCUCAAGAAGCUCGUCCUCCACCUGGACCGCGACGUGUUCUCUGAGGACGACAGCGAGCUGCAGGCCGGGCCCCAGGCUUCGGACCUCGCCACUGCCUCCUUGUGGAAGGCCUUAUGUUCCGUGCUGAGUACCAGCACCAGCCUGAGGGAGCUCGACCUGAGGUUCUUCUCCCUGAACGACCUGUGCAUGAAAAGCCUGAGUGACCAGCUCAGACACCGAGACUGCCGCCUGCAGAACCUGAGGGUCAAGCAGACCGCCUUCGUCCCAUUCGCCUGCGGAGAUUUCCCUCUCGCGCUCACUGGGCACCAGCACCUGACGUGGCUCGACUUGAACCUUCAGCUGGGAGACGAUGGGAUGAAGCUGCUGUGUGAGGCCUUGAGACACCCCCAGUGCAACCUGCAGUACCUGAGGUUGAGGAGUUGUGCCCUCACCGAGGCCUGCUGUCCAGAUCUUGCCCUGGCCCUCACCUGCAACCAGAGCUUGAGCCAUUUGGACAUGGGGGGCAAUCAGCUCCUGGACCGAGGUGUGCAGGUGCUGUGUGAGGCCCUGAGCCAGCCCAAGUGCCGCCUCCAGAGCCUGCUGUUGCCGGCAUGUGGCCUGACGGCUGGUGUUUGCCAGGAUCUCUCUGCUGCUCUCACCUCCAAUCGGAGUUUGACACGUUUGUGCCUGGCCAGCAACAGCCUUCGGGAUGAUGGUCUGAAGGUUCUGAGCACAGCUUUGAAGAACCCCGAGUGUCCUCUCCAGAGACUGGCGUUAUGGAGCUGCGAGCUCACUGCCGAGGGGUGCCAGGCUCUCUCGGCUGCUCUUCACAGCAACAAGAACCUGACUCACCUGGAUUUGGGGGAGAACGAUCUCAGAGAUGAUGGGAUGAAGUUGCUGUGUGAGGCUUUGAGGCAGCCACAGUGUCCCCUUCAAGCCCUUGACAUGUUGGUCUGCUUCCUCACCGAGGCCUGUUGUCAGGACCUCUCAGAUGCACUCAUCCUCAACCAGAGUCUGCGGAGCCUGAACCUGGGGCACAACGCCCUCAGAGACGAGGGAGUCAAGCUGCUGUGCAAGGCCCUGAGGCACCCCAACUGCCCUCUCCAGAGGAUCGGGCUGGAGCGAUGCCAGCUCAACACGGCUUGCUGUCAGGAUCUCUCCUCUGUUCUCCUCUGCAAUCCGAGGCUGAAGAGUCUCAACCUGGCCCAGAAUGCCUUGUGGGAUGAAGGAGUAAGGAUACUGUGUGAGGCCUUGGAAAAGCCUGAAUGCAGCCUGCAGAUCCUGUCGCUAUGGAAGGAGGCAUUCAGCAGCAGUGCCCAGCAGAUGCUGAAGGCCACCGAGGAGCGAAAACCCCACCUGAUCAUUACCGGUGACUGGUACAGUCAGGACCCUGAGGAUUACAGUUCUUCCUGGUGGCUGGAGACCUGACCCACACCCCUGUCCCCACCCCCACCUUCCUCAGUCUGUCCCAAGGGCCUGGGGGACCAGAAUGGUUCUUACCCUUUAUGGGGGUGGCAUGGGGCAGCCAUGGGUGUGGGAGCCCCUGGGCAGACCCCCAUCACACUACACAGUGCCUUUGUCCUUCUCCCUAGAAAGCCUUCUUGGAUUAAUUAAAUACAGACUGAUUUCUGUUCUUGGCAUUCA